AUGACUGGGCGCGGCAAAAAUGACCGGGGAUCUCUACGAAACAGUCGAGACCGUCCUAACUUUGUCCAAGAUCCACGGCGUACGGAACCUCAAUAUCCUACGAUACCGGAUGACAGCCGCCCACAUCCCCUUUCAGAACCACCUUCCAGUAGUCCUCAAAUCACAUUAGGACCAUCGUAUGCUGGGCAUGGGCAAGCUCCUCAGCCCGGUGACUACGGUGCAACGCCUUUCCCUACAACACAGCCAUAUACGCAAGAUUCCAGAGCCUUCUUCCACCCGCAGCCAAGUUCAGCAGGUCAAUUCGAAGAUGAAGUCAGGUCUCGAAAGCCGAAUCGACCCGAGAGCAUGUCGAAGUCGCCAGGUCUGGUGCCGACUACCAUCGAAUCAUGUCAAGGGUCAAGUAUGUGUCCAAUGUCAGGUAUAUCGACAGAAGAGACGCCAGAGCCUCGAUUCGAGUUCUCUAGUACAUUUGCUUCUAGUCAGUUUACCACGUUGGAAGAAGAAUACGCGGCCCUAUAUCACCAGCGUCAUGAGAUUGGUAUGCGCAUGGAGGAGAUAAAGAGAUCUUUCACUGUGGAGCAGUACGCUGCUUUGAUGGCAAGGCUGGAUCCCCAGGAACUUCCGACGCUCAAGCCAUGGUCUGACACAAAUGACGGUUGAGCAAACGGUGCAGAACUCGGGUGGAACGACCUACAAGGUCAUUUUCACAG
Alternaria rosae is the source of this 710-nucleotide messenger RNA. RefSeq lists its product as uncharacterized. The record is from RefSeq and is a predicted model, not a curated record. The coding region runs from base 1 to 660 and encodes 219 amino acids. Lineage: Eukaryota; Fungi; Ascomycota; Dothideomycetes; Pleosporales; Pleosporaceae. The transcript is spliced from 2 exons.